This is a messenger RNA of Protomyces lactucae-debilis, 1239 nucleotides long. Its product is annotated as amidase. Gene Ontology annotation, cellular component: glutamyl-tRNA(Gln) amidotransferase complex; mitochondrion. Gene Ontology annotation, biological process: mitochondrial translation; glutaminyl-tRNAGln biosynthesis via transamidation. Gene Ontology annotation, molecular function: glutaminyl-tRNA synthase (glutamine-hydrolyzing) activity. The record is from RefSeq and is a predicted model, not a curated record. The annotation marks the transcript as partial. The transcript has a single exon. Lineage: Eukaryota; Fungi; Ascomycota; Taphrinomycetes; Taphrinales; Protomycetaceae.
GCUGCAAAAGAAAAUAUAUGCUCCAUACAAGGCUUCACAACGUGUGCCAGCCAAAUCCUCGGAGCUGCUGACUCGAAUGCAUAUGCCUCACCGUUCGAUGCGACGUGCAUCAAAUUGCUCAAUGCAGCCGGUGCGAGACUGACGCAAAAGACCAAUAUGGAUGAGUUUGGCAUGGGUUCCUUCAGUGCCAAUACGCCAUUUGAGCCAGUACGCAAUCCUCAUAAUGCCUUGCACGUCGCGGGAGGAUCUUCUGGUGGAUCUGCUGCUACCUUAUUUGCAGAGGAUGGCCCACAGUUCAGCUUAGGCACCGAUACAGGUGGUUCAGUUCGGCAACCUGCAUCACAUUGCGGUGUAUGGGGAUUCAAGCCGAGUUAUGGACGUAUCUCGAGGUUAGGGGUUGUCUCCUAUGCCAAUAGCUUUGACACCGUGGGUAUUUUAGCCAGGGAGCUGGGGACGAUACGGCAGGUGUACCAGGUGCUCGACCAGCACGAUCCAGCAGAUCCCACAAGCCUCGCAGAUGGCCUACGCAAAAGAAUCGCUACACGUCAGAGACGUCCAGGCCGGAUACGAGUCGGUAUACCAGUCGAGUACAAUGUCUCUGAGCUAUCUGACGAGAUACGCACACUCUGGCGAAAGGCGGCAACAUCAAAUGAGCAAAUAUCCUGUCAUCCAGUCUCAAUUCCACUCACACGUGCGGCACUCUCUGCAUACUCCAUUCUUGUCCCAAGUGAAGCUUCAUCAAAUCUACAAAAGUACAGCGGGCUGUACUAUGGCGCUCGUGCAGAGGCAGAUCGAUCCAGCACAGGUCUGCUGUAUGCCGAGACACGCUCUCUCUUUGGUCCCGAGGUCGAACGCCGCAUCCUCAUGGGUAACCUCUCACUCUCAGCUGCUCGCUUCAACAAGGACUUCCUCCAGGCCUGUCGAAUCCGUCGACUUUUGCUUGAUCAAUUCUCUAGAGUUUUCCGACAGCCCCAUCCCAUCUUGCCAUCACCACAGCAGCAAAUGACAGUGGACUUCCUACUCACGCCUGUGGCAACAACGCCUGCUCCGACAUUAGAGGAAGCACGACUCAUGGGCUCUGCAGAGGAGCGUGCAAGCGAUGUCAUGACGGUGCCCGCUAGUAUGGCUGGCCUGCCAAGUAUCAGCAUCCCAUCAGCAACCAGCGAGAAUGGUCUGCCUAUUGGUCUACAGCUCAUCGGUCAAUAUGGGGAGGAUGAAGCUCUUUUGGAAGCUGCAAAG